This is a messenger RNA of Nanorana parkeri, 558 nucleotides long. RefSeq names its product signal peptidase complex subunit 1 (gene SPCS1). Lineage: Eukaryota; Metazoa; Chordata; Amphibia; Anura; Dicroglossidae. Gene Ontology annotation, biological process: protein targeting to ER. The transcript has 4 exons. Gene Ontology annotation, cellular component: endoplasmic reticulum membrane; signal peptidase complex. The coding region runs from base 106 to 405 and encodes 99 amino acids. The record is from RefSeq and is a predicted model, not a curated record.
UGGAGGACACCUAUAGGGGUCCUUCGUAGGGCUGACGCUGCUCGGUGGUCUAGAGCUUCCGGUUUGGGACCCGUUUGUGUGACAGAGACCGGAGAAGCUGCAAUCAUGUUGGACAUAUUCGCCUCCAUUCCCACUCAGAUGGAUUACAAAGGCCAAAAACUUGCGGAACAGAUAUUCCAAGGAGUCAUUCUCUUUUCAGCAGUUGUCGGCUUCAUCUAUGGCUAUGUGAUUGAACAGUUUGGAUGGACCGUAUACAUCGUAAUUGCUGGCUUUGCUGUGUCUUGCUUGUUAACACUUCCUCCGUGGCCCAUGUAUCGUUGUCAUCCACUGAAAUGGCUUUCCGUCCAGGACAGUGCUACAGACGAGAAGAGACAGCAAGAAAAAAAAUUCAAAAAGCACAAGUAAUUUUGACACUUAAGGGCCCAACUACCAAGUCACAUGACCAUCAGUGAAAAAUGGACUUGAACUGAUAUUCUUUCUGCUAAGCAGAAAAUUGUACUGAUAGAAAUUGUUACGGUAUUGUAUAAACGUCCAAUAAAAUGGCCACGCUGUUGUUUA